Messenger RNA from Scheffersomyces stipitis CBS 6054, 2550 nucleotides. RefSeq names its product metalloendopeptidase (gene OCT1). The coding region runs from base 27 to 2465 and encodes 812 amino acids. The transcript has a single exon. Gene Ontology annotation, molecular function: metalloendopeptidase activity. The record is from RefSeq and is a predicted model, not a curated record. Gene Ontology annotation, biological process: peptide metabolic process. Gene Ontology annotation, cellular component: mitochondrion. NCBI's taxonomy places the organism in Eukaryota, Fungi, Ascomycota, Pichiomycetes, Serinales, Debaryomycetaceae.
CAGGUAUAGAGACAGCAGUGUUCACGAUGCGUCUUCUGCGCCAGCUUCUUCGAAGUACACCAUUUCUCACGCGGGCAAAGCCCGUGUCUGGUAAGGUGUCACAUUUCAGACUGCGCACCGAUCUCAAGGGAGGCUCAUCCAACUCCUCUAAGUCGCCAGAUUCUGUUGGUGAUGGUGCUUCGGCACAUCUUCGUCACAUUUUCGACGACCAGAAGUACUUCAACAGCUUCACCAAGUCUGCAGCAGAAACUUCGGGCAAGGUUUCGCUGCUUCCAGCCAUCUUCUCCUUCCGCAGGUCUGGAUUGUUCUGCAACGAUAAUCUUCUGACUCCCCAUGGAUUGAUAGACUUCUCGAAAAACUCCCUAAGAGAAGCUAAGUCGCUUGUAGAAUCAAUGCUCCACGAUGUGAAGUCUGAUCCAGCCGGCCGUUUGUCGUAUAUCAACAAGUUGGAUCAGUUGUCGGACAUCUUGUGUAGAGUAAUAGAUGUAGCUGAGUUCAUCAGAGUAGCCCACCCAUCCCAAAAAUGGGUCAAUGCUGCGCAGCAAACCCACGAAAUCAUGUUCGAAUACAUGAACCAGUUGAAUACAAACGUAGAGUUGUACCAGAAUCUCCGGGACAUUUUGAGCGAUUCCUCUGUGACGGCCCAACUAACAGAAGAAGAAAUUCAGGUUGGUGAGUACUUGAAACAGGACUUUGAAAGAUCGGGAAUCCACAUGAACCCUUCUGCAAGGAAUAACUUUGUAGCCAUCACCCAGGAGAUCUCUUUACUUGGAUCACGUUUUAACAACGAAAUCCACAACUUGAAGUCAUACUGGUGUGAAAUCCCUAGAUACGAGUUUGAACAACUCGAGGACUCAAACUUGAAAAAGGAGAUUCUCGGCUACCAGUCCAAGGCCCCUCCUUCCAAGCAUUCUUCCCAAACUAUCAGCAUCCCAUUAGUGGGCCACAUUCCCUUCACGAUCCUUACCACAUGUUCGAUAGAGCUGAUCAGAAGGGAGAUCUGGAUUUCUUUGCAUAAUUCUUCAGAUGAGCAGAUCGCUACUCUUAACAACUUCCUCAAAUACAGAGCUACGUUGGCAAAAAUGUUGGGCUACAAGUCUUUUUCACACUAUCAAUUGGAACAUAAAAUGGCCAAGAAUCCCGAAAAUGUAGUUACAUUUUUGACUAACUUACAGAAGUCGUUGAGAGAAAAGGGUGUUACUGAAGAAAUCAAAAAGUUGUACCAAUACAGAGAUGAUUCCACGAUUUCACAGGUACAGAAGGCAUCUACUGAAGAUAUUAUUGAUGGAGUUAAACCCUGGGAUAGGGAUUACCUCUUGGAAAAGCUCCAGAAAGCGUCUAACAAGAAUUUGGAAGAGUUAGAAAACAUCAACGAAUACUUGUCUGUUGGCACUAUUGUCGCGGGAUUGAGUGAAUUAUUUAAGCUGAUCUACAAUGUUGAGUUUGUGCCUGUGGCAACGCUCAAGGGAGAAACGUGGGAUCAAAACCAAGUUCGUAAAGUUGCGGUAGUUGACGAUUCUACAAAGAAGAAACUAGGGUUCCUCUAUUUAGAUUUCUGGUCCCCCAAAGUCUUACCAUCUCAUUUCACGAUAGUUUGUCUGAGAAAGCUCAAUUUAGAUAUUAAGAGCGAAACGAAAGACAAGAUGAGACAAUUGGUACAAUUGGAUGAGGACGAAACGUCACAACUCCCCGUGAUUUCGUUGAUUUGUAACUUUCAGAAAUCAAAUGAUGGUCACAUAGGUAGAUUUGCAGGCGUAGAGAACGAGAAGCCUACAUUACUUUCGUUGAACCAAGUGGAUACAGUUUUCCAUGAAAUGGGUCAUGCCAUGCAUUCCAUGAUUGGACGUACUGACUUGCAUAACCUCUCUGGAACGAGGUGUGCCACUGACUUCGUAGAGUUGCCCUCGGUUCUAAUGGAAUCUUUCAGUAAGGACCCUCGAGUCUUGUGUAAAAUUGCAAAGCACUACGAAACGGGCGAGCCAUUAUCUCCUAAACUAUUGGCUCAGCACCAGACACAGAAAGUGAUGUUAGACGAAUGUGAAACCUACAUGCAAUCAAAGAUGGCCAUGUUGGAUCAAGUUCUACACAGCGAAGAUGUCGUCAGGACUAUUUCGGAAGACUUUGCUAACUUCGACUCUACGCCUAUAUACCAUAGUCUUGAGUCCAAGUUGAAGGUUUUUGCCGAUACCUGGUCUACUUGGCAUGGUAAGUUUCCCCACUUGUUCUCGUAUGGUGCCGUUUAUUACUCCUACUUGUUGGAUCGGGCCAUCGCAGAGAAGAUUUGGAAUGGGUUGUUUGCACACGAUCCUUGGAGUAGAGAGGCGGGAGAGAAGUACAAAAACAGCAUAUUGAAGUGGGGAGGCACCCGUGAUCCUUGGGAAUGCCUUGCAGAUGCGUUGGAGAACGACGAGCUCAGCAAAGGAGACUCGCGAGCAAUGGAAAUAAUCGGCAAGGAUUCCUUGUGACGUCACAACAAAAGUAAUUUUGGUUUUUAAUGGCAUUAUGAAACUUGUACAUAGAACUUCUACAAUAGAUAAAAUUACAGUAUAA